AUGAGGCGCUGCGGAAACGCCGAAAACUUCAAAAAGACCCAAGCAAAACGCAAGAUCAACGCACCCAAACAGCUACCCCGAAAUCGUCCCCGCCGACUGACUGAUCCUCCUCUCCACCCGCCGCGGUCAUGGAAAGACGUUCUGCUCCGACACGUCCCGCAGCGGACUUUUGAUCAAUCCGCCUCCCUCCUCUUUGCACGUCUACCCAUCGAGGUCCGCCGACUCAUCUGGACCAAUGUGCUCGGGGGGAACUUACUACAUGUCGCUCGUGCCCCCAAAAGACUCAUUGCCAUCGAGUGUGUGGGAACCGCUGAUCCUAAACGUGCAACACGAGAGCACAACUGCUGGGGCUGGACAAGUGAUUCCAUGAUCCACAGCCAAACACCUGGCUUCUAUAUAGGCCCCUUCGACGACUCGCCCGCCAAACCAGCCAACUUACUUCCCUUACUCCAAAGCUGCCGAAAGGCGUACAUGGAGAGCAUCUCUAUCCUCUAUCAAGACAACGUCUUUGACCUCAACCACAUCGACACGCUCUUCUAUCUGCAGCGGUCUGUUCGGCCCCAGCGCUUGGCCCAAAUUCACUCGCUCAAUCUAAGCUGGAACUUCACUUAUGGUAUAGCUAUCUCCCCGGUUCCCUACAACCUCGCGACGUGGGCGGAAGCGUGCGGUGUCUUGGCCAGUCUGCCCGAGUUACAGACGCUGAGGGUGCGGCUGACGGGCGGCGAUGUCUGGCCUGGCGAAGAUACGAAAAAUCGGUGGGGACCGUUGCUAGAGGCAAUGAAGGAGAUUAAGUCGGUGAGGGAAUUUGAAGUGUAUCUGCCUUGGUCGGUUGCGGAAUGUGAGAGCGCGGCUAGAAGUGUUAUGUAUCCAUUCAAGUUAAUGUCGACAGAAGAGUAG
Messenger RNA from Venustampulla echinocandica, 897 nucleotides. RefSeq lists its product as uncharacterized. The record is from RefSeq and is a predicted model, not a curated record. The transcript has a single exon. NCBI's taxonomy places the organism in Eukaryota, Fungi, Ascomycota, Leotiomycetes, Helotiales, Pleuroascaceae. Bases 1 to 897 code for a protein of 298 amino acids.